Messenger RNA from Plutella xylostella (diamondback moth), 3472 nucleotides. The record is from RefSeq and is a predicted model, not a curated record. NCBI's taxonomy places the organism in Eukaryota, Metazoa, Arthropoda, Insecta, Lepidoptera, Plutellidae.
UCGUUAUAACUGUAACUUUCUUCUAUUACUUAUAGGGUAAACGUACCAGAUGUUGGCAUUUCUCUGCAGAAUACAUUAAUUAAAUCUAAUCACACAAUGACAGAAAGAAAACAACAGCCUGAGAAUUUUGAAGACAAAGAUGAUAGUGUAGAAAUACUAUCGUUUGACAAAAUACAAAAACUACAGAGGCGUGCUUCAAUACCUAAGACGACAGAUAAUACCAAUCUUUCUACAUCUCAUUCACCGCCGGCUGAAUCGUUGAAUGAAAAACAAAAUAUUCAGAGGCUUGCUGCUAUAACUAAGACGCAAAGUAAUUCAAAUCUUCCCAUACCUCAUUCGCCAGCUGAACCAAAUGAAGAAGAUUCUACAGUACAACCAGAAGAAAAGAAUGAUGAAAUCAGAAUCGGUGGAAGUAGAAUUGUAGAUUUUAUGUAUUUAUAUGAACAGUUACUAGAAAUAUCACAUCAUAACUCUCCAUUAGGUUGUAACUUUAAUCAUUUGAAACUAUUAGGAGAAAAAAGGAAGGGAUUUGUGUCUAAAUUUGAGUUUGUUUGCCAAAUGUGCAACCUUAAAUUGAGUUUAAAGAACUGUAAAAAAUCUGAAGAUAAAAAUGAAUUCGACCUAAACGAAAAUGUUGUAAGCGCUUUCAUGUCUAUUGGUGCUGGACACGCGGGCUUAGAACAGGUAUCUGCUUCACUUGAGAUACCUUCUAUGUCAGACCAUUUGUAUGCCAAAUGUCACGCAAGAGUCUGUGAACUAUGGGAAACGGCAAAAGAAAAAUGCAUGGAGGAAGCAGCAAAAGAAGAAUUUGAUUUAGCUGUGCGAGAUGGUAAUGUUAAUUCAGAUGGAGUACCUAUGAUAACCGUUGUUGCUGACGGAUGUUGGUCAAAAAGAUCAUUUAAGAAAAAUUACAACGCUUUGUCGGGUGCUGCGGUAAUAAUUGGAUACCGAACAAAAAAAGUCCUCUACAUGGCUGUUAAAAAUAAAUACUGCAUGAUUUGUGCACGUUCUGAAAACAAAAAAAUGCCAGUUCCCAAUCACACGUGUUUUAAAAACUACGAAGGGUCGUCGAGUGGCAUGGAAUCUGUGGCAUUAGUUGAGGGUUUUAAGCACUCUUUGCCUAACCAGGGCCUGAUAUACUCGAAAUUAAUUGCUGAUGGAGACUCCAGUACAUAUAAGAGCAUUUUAGAGUCAAAACCAUAUGGGAACUUAUUGGUAGAAAAAAUAGAGUGUACAAAUCACCUGUUAAGAAAUUUUUCAACAAAACUUGACGAGCUAACAAAAAACACUAACUACCCAAUAAAAUACCGUAAACUUCUUGGUAAAAAUAUACUGCGCUUACGUAGGUCUGUAAAAGGGGCUGUCAAACAUAUUAACACCAAAGAUAUAGAUUUUAACCAAAAAGUUAUUGAACUAAAACAAGACCUAAUAAAUGCACCAAACCAUGUUUUUGGAAAUCACAAGUUAUGUAAACAUUACUUUUGCAAAAACAUUGAUCAAAACGAACAAGAUUUUGUAGAUGAAAUGAAGUCUAGCAACAUUUUUACAGCAAUCUUAAAAAUUAUGACCAGAUUAGUAAAUAAUGCCAAAAGCCUAAUAUAUGAUGUAAAUAGUAACAUUGCAGAAGUUUUCAACAGCGUAAUCGCGAAGUUUGUGGGCGGUAAAAGAAUUAAUUAUUCAAGUCGCCAGUCUUACACUGCUCGCUGUGCUGGGUCAGUAGUGUCAUUUAACUCCAAAGAACCGCAAUCGUAUAUUUGCAAAAAGAUUUUGAUGCGAAGUCCUAACCCUAUUGUAAAACGUUUAGAGAUUACACGCAAUAAAAAAAGAAUCGCAGGUUUAAGACGGAGAUUAACAAAAUCUUUUGUGCCAAAAAAGGGUUCAAAUAGUACCACAGACAAAGACUAUGGCGACUGCUGUCAAAAGCCGGAUCUAGAGCAAGCUGACUUCGAGUUUGCUAGAUCACAACACAUGGACAAACUUAAUCUUUCUGAUGAAGAUCGCCAGUCUCUUGAAAAGAGAACUGUUUUACAAGCAGAUUCGAUUGAGUGGCAUCAACAAAGACAAUUUCGUCUUACUGCAUCUGCCUUCGGUAAGGUUUGUAAAAGAGGCCUUAUAAAAUGUGCACCUCUCGUAAAAAACAUUCUCAAUGUGACUGGCGAUCUGAGCCACGUAAAAUCUAUACGUUAUGGCAAAGAAAAUGAAAAUAUUGCAUUGAAACAAUUGGCAGAAGUUUUAAAGGAACAUGAUGAUAAGUUUGAAGGUAUAAAGAAAUGUGGGUUAUUUGUCGACCCUGAACUACCGUUUUUGGCAGCCAGUCCAGAUGGAUUAGUAGAGAGUCCAGACGGCUCAAAAGACAAAAUUAUAGAAAUUAAGUGUCCAUAUUCGGCUAAGGAUAUGACAGUCGCAGAAGGCAUAUCAAAAAAGAAAAUUAUUAUCUGGAAACAGGAUAAGGACGGAAACUUUAAAAUAAAUACACAUCACGACUGGUUCUACCAGGUCCAGGGUCAACUCCAUAUUACCAGGAAGGAAAUUUGUUUGUUUGUUGUUUGGACAGAAAAAGAUAUGAAAAUAGAAGCUAUAAAAAGAGAUGACGAAUUCUGGAAGACCAACAUGGAAACGAAAUUGAAAACAUUUUAUUAUGAUUGUUUACUACCAGAAAUUAUUGAUUCAAGGCUGGACAGAAAAAUGGAAAUUCGUGAGCCACAAUAUAUUUUGGAAGCAAUAAACAAGAAAGAGACAGAAAAACGAAAAAAAAUGCUUUCCGCUACUGUUUUGCCAGGAUUAAAGCGGAAAAAGUAAUUAAAAAAAAGAAAAGAUUUUUCUUUUAAUUCCAUUCAUACAUAAUUUUGUUCACGACUGUAAUAUCGGUGACUCUUUUCGCUGUACAUUUGUACUCACGUGAUAGGCCGCGAGCCGUAUGGCUAUUUUUUAAUGAGUACUAGAAUCUCGAUGUGCACUGCGCAGGUUUCCUCGCGAUAUUUACCUUUAUCGUGAGAGCUAUGUUAUAUUGUACGUCAUAUUAUAAGCGGGCGCUUACCCGACUCAGCUACCACCGCUCAAUAGAAUUCCAUCUUACAAUAAUACUGCAUCUGUCGUACCUACUUUGAAGAUUUAAUAAUUUGAAUACAAACGGUCAACUUCUGGGGUUUUUACCCUAUUUAGCCGUUCUGUUAUUUUACAUUAGUAUACUGAUCCGAUUUCAAUGAUUAUAAUUAUAAUAAAUAUAGUAAAAGACACUGACUGUAAAAUAUAAAAAUAGGGACAUAAAAUAUGUCAAAAAUACCUACUUAAUUCUACAAUUCGUACCUAACUAUUUUGUGAAGAUUUCCAAUAAAAAUAUUUCAAAUACAUAAUAUUUAGUUUCUGUUGUUUUAUUUUAUAUGUAGGUAUUGGUAAAACCUUGAUGGCCGUUUUCAAUAUCCUACUUAUUUACCCAGUGAUUUGGUUACCAACAUACAAUUUUUUAAAGAUU